UCAGAAUACUUCCCUCAAAAACAUAAUCUCCCCAUAGAGUACCUGCUCAACUAUUUGUUGGUGAAAGCUUUUCAACUAACCAAAGUUACUUUGAGUUUUGACGAAUUCCAUACCCACCAUAUUUUCCGGCAAUAUAAUUUUUUAAUAAUCAUUCUUAGCGUAGACACUAUACAUUAAUACGUCUACGUUCCUACCUUAAACAAUAUCGAAAACAAAAUCAUCAAGAGAAGAAAAACUAAAGCAUUCAUCAAUGGCGGCAGCCAAACUUCUAUCAUUUGCAUGUUUUCGGAGUGAGAUCAUUCAGACAGGUUCAUCACCGAAACCUCACUACCCAUCCAUGCCAAAAUACCCAAAAGGAUUUUCGAAGGAGAAAUUAAUACAAGGGUCUGAAUCGAAAGCUCUGUUUUCAGUGACGGGUAUGAGUUGUUCUGCAUGUGCUGGUUCUGUUGAGAAAGCUAUUAAACGACUUCCCGGUAUUCAAGAAGCUAUUGUCGAUGUUUUGAAUAAUAGGGCUCAAGUCAUCUUUUUUCCUUCUUUUGUUGAUGAGGAAAAAAUUCGUGAAACAAUCGAGGAUGUUGGCUUUGAGGCUGCAUUGAUUGAAGAAGUGAUUAGUGAAGGUAACAACCAUAUGUGCCGGGUACAUAUAAAGGGUAUGACUUGUACCACUUGUGCAAAUUCUGUCGAAGCUAGUCUUCUUGGAGUUCAUGGUGUCAAAAAGGCUCAAGUUGCACUAGCUACCGAAGAGGCAGAAAUUCAUUACGAUUCGAAGCUGGUCAGUUACAGCAAACUACUGGAAGCUGUAGAAGAUAGCGGGUUUGAAGCUGUACUUAUCAGCACAGGAGAAGAUAGAAGUAAGGUGCAACUAAAGGUUGAUGGGGUAAGGACAGAUGAUUCAUGGAAAAUUCUUGAAAGCUCACUAAAAGCACUUCCUGGUGUCCAAACCAUAGAAACUGAUCCCACUCUCGAGAAAAUAUCCAUUUCGUAUGAACCAGAUAUUACAGGACCUAGAAAUUUUAUUGAAUUGAUCGAGUCAACUGGGUCCGGGCACUUUAAGGCUACGAUUUAUUCUGAAGAACGAGGACGAGAUUCUCAUAAACAAGAACAAGUCAAGCAGUAUUAUCGAUCAUUUUUGUGGAGCCUCAUCUUUACAAUACCAGUGUUUCUGACCUCUAUGGUUUUUAUGUAUAUUCCGGGUGUGAAAAAUAUAUUUGAUACCAAAGUAGUGAAGAUGCUGACUGUAGGAGAAAUAUUGAGGUGGGUUUUAGCAAGUCCUGUUCAAUUCAUCAUUGGUUGGCGAUUUUAUUCUGGGUCAUACAAGGCGUUAAGACAUGGUUCUGCAAACAUGGAUGUUUUGAUUGCCUUGGGAACAAAUGCAGCAUACUUCUAUUCAGUUUACAUUGUGCUUCGAGCUGCUACAUCUACAAUGUUCGAGGGAACUGAUUUCUUUGAGACAAGCUCGAUGCUCAUCUCCUUUGUCCUUCUAGGAAAGUAUCUAGAAGUUCUAGCGAAGGGAAAGACAUCUGCCGCUAUUGCCAAGCUCAUGGACUUGGCCCCAGAAACGGCGACACUAUUGACCCUUGACAUUGAUGGAAAUGUGACAAACGAAAAAGAUAUUGAUAGCAGAUUGAUUCAAAAAAAUGAUGUGCUUAAGGUUAUUCCUGGGGCAAAAGUAGCCUGUGACGGUUUUGUAAUGUGGGGGCAAAGCUAUGUAAAUGAAAGUAUGAUAACAGGGGAAUCGAGGCCGGUUCCUAAGAGGAAUGGCGAUGUAGUGAUUGGAGGGACUGUAAAUCAGAAUGGGGUGUUACAUAUUAAGGCGACAAGGGUUGGGUCAGAAAGUGCACUUUCUCAAAUUGUUCGUCUUGUAGAAUCGGCACAAAUGGCCAAAGCACCUGUGCAGAAGCUUGCUGAUCGAAUCUCUAAAUUUUUUGUGCCUUUGGUCAUAAUUCUUUCAAUUUCAACUUGGCUAGCUUGGUAUUUAGCUGGAAAAUUCAAUGGCUACCCGAAAUCAUGGAUACCUUCAUCCAUGGAUAGCUUUGAACUAGCAUUACAAUUUGGGAUUUCUGUCAUGGUUAUAGCCUGCCCAUGUGCUCUGGGUUUGGCAACACCCACUGCUGUUAUGGUUGGUACUGGAAUUGGUGCUUCUCAAGGUGUUCUCAUUAAAGGUGGUCAAGCUCUGGAAAGUGCACACAAGGUGAAUUGCAUUGUGUUUGACAAGACUGGGACUCUCACCGAAGGCAAGCCAGUAGUUGUGAGCACGCGACUCUUGAGACAAAUGGUUCUUCGGGAGUUUUAUGAACUGGUUGCUGCAGCUGAGAUUAACAGCGAGCAUCCAUUGGCAAAGGCCGUAGUCGAGUAUGCCAAGAAACUUGGAGAAGAGAUGGAAAAUCACAUCUGGCCAGAAGCAACGGACUUCGUUGCUAUCACUGGUCAUGGUGUAAAGGCCAUAGUCCGAAAUCAAGAGAUCCUGGUCGGAAAUAAGGGCUUGAUGUUGGACCAAGGUAUUGCCAUUUCUAUUGAGGCAGAGGAAUUGCUUUCUGAGGCCGAAGCUAUGGCUCAAACCGGUAUCCUGGUAUCGAUUGGCGGCACACUAGCAGGGGUUAUCGCCAUUUCUGAUCCUUUGAAGCCCAGUGCACAAGAUGUCAUAUCUAUUCUUAAGUCUAUGAAUGUCAAGAGCAUCAUGGUGACUGGUGACAACAACGGGACUGCAAACUCCAUAGCCAAACAAGUCGGAAUUGAGACCGUGAUUGCUGAAGCCAAGCCUGAGCAGAAAGCCGAGAAAGUCAAGGAAUUACAGGGUGAAGGUUAUGUAGUGGCGAUGGUAGGAGAUGGUAUAAAUGAUUCACCAGCACUUGUGGCUGCCGAUGUUGGAAUGGCAAUUGGUGCUGGGACCGACAUAGCGAUUGAAGCAGCAGACAUUGUUCUUAUGAAGAGCAAUUUAGAGGACGUGAUAACUGCCAUUGAUCUCUCGAGAAAAACAUUCACCCGGAUACGUUUGAAUUACCUAUGGGCUUUGGGUUACAAUGUGCUCGGUAUCCCAAUCGCUGCAGGAGCGUUAUUCCCUUCACUUAGAUUCCGCUUACCACCAUGGAUUGCUGGAGCAGCUAUGGCUGCUUCUUCAGUCAGUGUUGUUUGCUGGUCUCUCUUGCUGAAGAAUUACAAAAGACCCAAGAAGUUGGACACUCUUGAAGUUAGGGAAAUAAGGGUUGAAUGAUGGAAGUCUCGUAUGUAGUGUAGCAUAUGCCAUUUAGUAGUGUGAUACAACAAUAUUGGUUUUGUAAAAUACUCACUCCGUCACUUUCAGUUUGCACCACAAGAUUCAAAUAUCUUGAGAGUUUUUAAAUCUGGUGUAAACUUGAAGGGACAUAUGAAGUAUUUCAAUAAUUCAUGCAAUGAUGUAAAUAGUACUUUUUAAAUGCUGAAAUACUUGCUAUAUUAUGGUUAUUGGCACUAUUCA
Amaranthus tricolor (Joseph's coat) is the source of this 3454-nucleotide messenger RNA. Its product is annotated as probable copper-transporting ATPase HMA5. Gene Ontology annotation, molecular function: ATP hydrolysis activity; ATPase-coupled monoatomic cation transmembrane transporter activity; ATP binding. The record is from RefSeq and is a predicted model, not a curated record. Gene Ontology annotation, cellular component: membrane. The transcript is spliced from 6 exons. Lineage: Eukaryota; Viridiplantae; Streptophyta; Magnoliopsida; Caryophyllales; Amaranthaceae. Bases 251 to 3211 code for a protein of 986 amino acids. Gene Ontology annotation, biological process: monoatomic cation transport.